This is a messenger RNA of Drosophila melanogaster (fruit fly), 2276 nucleotides long. RefSeq names its product conundrum (gene conu). The coding region runs from base 290 to 2179 and encodes 629 amino acids. The record is from RefSeq and is marked reviewed. NCBI's taxonomy places the organism in Eukaryota, Metazoa, Arthropoda, Insecta, Diptera, Drosophilidae. Gene Ontology annotation, biological process: signal transduction. Gene Ontology annotation, cellular component: plasma membrane; cytoplasm; anchoring junction. The transcript has 9 exons.
UGUUAAUAUGUCCAUCCAUUAACUUACUUAUGUAUGUAUGUUCCGAGACCUGUAAUGUAAAUUGAUAUUUAUUUAAUAUUUAUAUUGACGUGGACCAUUUUAUGAUUAACUUAGCAUCGGCAGUUCAACGUUUUUCAUGGAAUUCUCAUACAGUGGCUCGCAGCUUAUUUCUUUCAGUUGAAAUCAAAUCUAAUUUUUUUUACGCACUUGUUUGAGUAAAUUAAGGCAUACGCAAGAAAGUAUUUUCUCCCAUGGAUACGAGAAAAUUUGUUAUAAAGAGACGUUUAAAAUGAACAGCAAUACAGAUCUCCAUCAUUCAGAUGAUCAGGACUUUUCGGAAUUUCUCAAUGAGUAUUAUCUGCAAAGCAAUUCCCAAAGUAUCGAACCUGAAGCAAGUUACGAAGAUGGAGAAAUGGAAGCAGAGUGGCUAGUUUCUGCUGGUUAUCCAGAAUUGACAAAACCGUUUGAACAAGGGUUAGAGGUUUCUAAAAAGGACUUGGAACCCAUACUGACUACUUUAUCGAAGCCCCAUGCUGAAGCGAUUGUACAACUAGUAAGGACUUUAAACAAAACAGUACGGGUGCGCACAAAAAGUCGGCCAAAACGGAAACCUGAUAUAAGGGAUGUAUUUCGCGAAUUUGAUGAACAAGGGACAGUUACACGCUCACGAAGUGCCACUCCGGAUUCCCUGGACUCUUUACAAAUCGAUGAAGCUUGGACCAACAAUUCUUUACCGACUUUUGUAAAUGUAUAUGAAAAAAAUACCGAAACUGCCAUACAAUGUGUAGAACAAUCAAACGAAAUAUAUUUAAAACAAAACCUGCGACGAACCCCUAGCGCCCCGCCUAAAAGCGGCACCUAUGCGGAUAUAUUUCGUGGUUCGCAAGUGCGAUGUGAUAUACCUUUGUACUCGGCGGAUGGUGUAGAAUUGCUUGGAUAUUCACGGAUUGGCACCAUACAAUUUCCUCGGAACCGAUCCGUCUCUGAUCCAUUUUGUUCUAUUGGUCGAUCAAAGGAGUCAAGAAGUGAAAAUGAUGCACGAUCACAAAAGAAAAAAUCGAGUGAAGUGCUGUCAGCCUCAGAGAAUGAAUGCGGUCGCCUUUUACCGAUGCCCUACAAUGUCCUGAGCUUUGAAAGUAUUUGUCGAGAUUCUUCUAGUCUUGAUAGCUGCGAAGUCCUAGAUACCUGUGAUAUCCCUUCAACGCUAUUCACAGAUGUCGUAUUAAUAAGCGAAACUGACAUGAAACGUUUACAGACAAUACUUUGGUUAGAGUUAGCCACAAUAUUUGAUCGCAACAAAGUUUCUUUAGAUAAAAGAAAACCUUUUAAGCGUCGUCGCAAAGAAGAGGGUAAUCUUUUUGGGGUAUCUAUAAACGCUCUUAUUCGUCGGGAUCAGCAAGUUACUGGCACUGACUCAUCUUUGGUCCCACUAUUUUUGGAAAAGCUAAUUGGCGAACUUCUGCGACGUGGCUCUAGAGAAGAAGGAUUACUUCGAAUAGGUGGUCAUAAACAAAAGACUGAAUUACUUUAUAAUGAAUUAGAAUCAACAUUUUAUCAAAAUCCAGAUAAUCUAGAUAACCUCUUUCGCACAGCUACUGUUCAUGAACUUAGUUCGUUGCUAAAACGAUGGCUGCGCGAACUUCCUCAACCUUUGCUUACUAAUGAGCUUAUACAACUGUUUUAUCAAUGUCACACACUUCCAUCAAUAGAUCAAAUGAAUGCACUAUCGAUUUUAUGUCACCUGCUUCCGCCUGAAAAUAGAAACACAUUACGUUCAUUAUUAAGCUUUUUUAAUAUUAUAAUUAAUUUAAAAGAUAUAAACAAAAUGAAUGUGCAUAACGUAGCAACAAUAAUGGCACCGUCAAUGUUUCCACCACGUUAUAUACAUCCGAGUGACAAUAACAGCAUUGCAGAACAAGUAAGAAUGGCCGCUCAGUGUUGCCGUUUGACGAAUAUUUUAAUCCUACGUGGCGAAAAACUUUUCCAAGUACCAAACAAUUUAAUUGUGGAGUCACAGAAAACAAUGAUGGGUAAGAAAGGAUGGCAUCGGCAUCGGAAUUCAAAUGAAAUUACGGCAAAACCAAGCGGAAAGGCGAGCAAUGUCGGCGUUGGACACGACUCUACAGUUAUAAAUAAAUACUCAACCAAUUUAAAGCAUUUACAUCCAUUUGUUAUUUAAACAAACGGCUUCUAACGGUGCUUAAGUUGUAUUAUAUGUUGAUAAAAUAUUUACCUAUUAUUAAAGAAAAUAUAAAGAAUAUCCUCUAUAAACCGUC